Molecule: messenger RNA, 1372 nt
Organism: Clupea harengus (Atlantic herring)
Lineage: Eukaryota; Metazoa; Chordata; Actinopteri; Clupeiformes; Clupeidae
Biological process (GO): lipid metabolic process
Molecular function (GO): phosphoric diester hydrolase activity
Source: RefSeq, a predicted model, not a curated record
GAAGUUAACAGCAGACAGCAUGGAUGUAGCAGGUAUGUAGCCCAUAAAAACAGGUGUUAAAGCACCACUAGGUUGUGCCAAGACCUGACAGUGUUCUUUCACACUGGUUUUCACAGGCAGUGCUGUGACAGCUCUCUGACCUCAGAACAGGAUCCCAUUGAGACAUCUUCGAUAUGACCCUACAACUGCCCUUAAUGGAGACGAUUUUGCUAUGGUUGGUCAGUGUCAGCAGUGGCGCCCUCCAGCGCCCAGACUACGAUGACACCCCCACACCCGAGUUCCUCAACCCCUCCUGGAUGGCGGACAUCCCCAGCAGUCGCCCGUUGUCCGAGAUCACCAUGCCCGGCACCCACAACACCAUGGCGCUGUACGGUGGUGGCCUGGCCGAGUGCCAGUCCUGGUCGCUCCCGCACCAGCUCCGCGCCGGCGUCCGCUUCCUGGACGUCCGCGUGCGCCACGUGGGCGGCAACCUCACCAUCCACCACGGCAUCUCUUACCAGUACGCCCACUUCGGGGACGUGCUGCAGGCCGUGGACGCCUUCCUGAAGGAGCACCCCAGCGAGACGGUGCUGAUGCGGAUCAGGGAGGAGCUGAGCGAGACGCGGGACAUCUACGCCGCCGUGGUGCGCUACAUCCACACGUACGCCCGCUGGGACCUGCUCUGGCACAGCCGACGCAUGCCCACCAUGGGCGAGGCUCGUGGGAAGAUUAUCGUCCUGCAGGAAUUCCCUGGCCCGGCCCUGGGCAUGCGCUAUUCCUCUCUGCACAUUGCAGAUGAUUGGCAGGUUCCUUCUAUGGAUCACGUCUCAGAGAAGUGGCAGAGCGUGUACAACCACCUGGAGAAGGCCUUGGUGAGCGACAGGUCCCGCAUGUACCUCACCUACUCCAGCGGCGCCAGCAUCCGGGCCUGGCCCUACGCGCUCGCCCGCCGGGUCAAUCCACUUCUCUACGACCACCUGACUGCCCGAGCCGGGAAGCCACGCCGCUUCGGCAUCAUCACCGCAGACUUCCCAGGUGCCCCUCUCCUCCGCGACAUCAUCAACUUCAACUGGGGCAACAAGACAUCCGCAUAGACACUCAAAAAACUAUUUUUUCUGUGCCAGUAUGCCAACAUGUCAACCCCUUUUGUCCUCGGGCGUGGGGGUGGGGUGGGUUGGGGUAGGGGGAGAGGUCACCGGGACUAUACACCAUGGUCUGUCAUACCCAAUCAGGCCUCAGUCUUGCACGGCCAAUCAGAAAUCACGGUCUGUCAGGUUCAAUCAGACGUCAGGAUCUGUCACGUUCCGUCAGACACUACAAUCUGUCACGGCGAAUCAGAAAUCAUUCUGACUGAAAUAAAAAGGGCCCUCACAGGCUGCCACUCAGUUGUCAA